This is a messenger RNA of Strongylus vulgaris, 516 nucleotides long. NCBI's taxonomy places the organism in Eukaryota, Metazoa, Nematoda, Chromadorea, Rhabditida, Strongylidae. The record is from the annotation of a GenBank genome assembly.
AUGCAGAAAGUGUUGAAGGAGUUGGAGCAAGUGAUGUUAGCAGUCACACCACUAGAAACAUCACAUUUUUAUGUUGAAACAAAUUUAUUCCAGAGAAGAACAUUAGAUGCGGCUAAGAAGAUUCUCAAAAUUGCUCAUAAAGAAAAGGCAAUCGAGAAAACCUUGACCAAAGAGGAGAAUGAAAUCGUGUCAAAAUUCUUUUCCGGGAAAAUUCCAUACGAUCAAAAUGUUCUAAAUGUACUCGAUCGUGUGCUGGACAAAACGAUCGACUAUCUACAAACGCAUGGAGCCCAUUUAGAUCCGGAGACAAAGAGGCUAAUUGAUAAAAGAAAAGCGCUCAAAGCAGCCAUGCUGGAAACUAUGCUUGCUACUCCCAAAUUUAUUCCUAAUACUUGGGUUCGACAGUAUGACAGACUACACAAACAAGCAUUACAAGAUACAAAAGGAAUCAACUGGGCAAGAGUAAUUCUCUUCUAUCCACGUCAACGAUCAUUUGACGAUGGAGAAGCCGAUAUU